Molecule: messenger RNA, 2389 nt
Organism: Paramecium sonneborni
Lineage: Eukaryota; Ciliophora; Oligohymenophorea; Peniculida; Parameciidae
Source: the annotation of a GenBank genome assembly
AUGUCUUUUAAUGAUAAUAAAAUCAAAAUGUGUUAAGCUCAUUUAUUAGAGAUACUUGCUGUAGAUUUGAAUGCGGCUAAAGAGCAAAAAUAAAAAUAUUUAUGUGCUAAAUGUUUAAUUGAAAGAAUAGAUGGAAAUUAUAUUGUCUUAUUAAAGGAAGCUAUUAAUAUGAUAAAAGAAAUGAAAACAAAAUGUAAAGAAGAUGCAGUAAAGAAAACCUAAGAUGCUUUAACAAAUAUGUAGAAUCUUUAAUCUUCAGUCUCAAAGAUCAAUGAACAAUUUUCUAUAGUCUUCGAAAAAUUAUAGAAUAAAAUAAAAGAAAAUAUUAACUUAAAUGAAUAAGAAAUUGAAUUAAAAAAAAAUUUAACAGAUGAAUUAAUCUUGGAUAAAGAUAUUGAGACUUUAUCGUUUGUAAAAAAUGGAAGUGGAAGUUCUAAUUUUGAUCCACCCAAAUAAAAAUAUAAUUUAGACAAUUUUGUUUAAUUACUUGAUAAAAUUUAAAAUGAUCUUUUGUAAACAUCAAACAAAUAAUAGUUUUCUGAAAUAUUUGAAUAAAUUUAACAACUAAAAUCUUUAUUUUAAUUAGGAUAACCAACUCUUAAGAGAAAAUUUAAUAAGCAUGUAAUUAUUUAUAAACUUAUAUAAUUAGGAAACACCAACAUUAAAAUAAUUAUGUAAUCAACAUGGUAAGAAAAUCAUGAUGAUGAACUUAAAUCAAGAUUAAUUAGAAUAAAGUGGUUUGGCUUGUGAAAAAUGUAUUUAAUAAUUUCCAAAAAGAGAAUAUAUUACAAUAGAAGAUGCAAAUAUAAAAUGGAAAGAAUUUUAAGGAUAAUAAAAAUAAAUGAUUUCUAAAUAUAAUAAUGAUAGAUAAUUUAAGUUUAGUUCUGUAAUUAAAUUAAUUUAAUAAUUAAAAGAUAUAUACGAUCACACCCUAUCAGAUUUGAUUUAAUAAUUAGAAAGAUAAAAGAUUAUGAAUUAUGAAAAUCAAAAUUAUAAUUUAAAUUAUGUUGAAGAUAUUUAUGAGAAAGAUGAAUAAGAGAUUCUUAAAAUUGUUGAUAUUUUGAGUUAGAAAGACAAACAUUAAAGAUUAAAAAAAGAGUAAUAAGAAUAAGAUUAAGUUGAUUUAAUUUUUUAUUAAAAUUUAAAAUAAAACUUGGAGAAUCUUAUGAAAUAUGAUUUAAUGACAAAAUAUAAUUUACUCAGAAUUCAAAAUAUGGAUUAAGGUUAGUUAUCUAAUUAUAUUGAAAUUAAUUAAUAUAAUGAAUCGUAAAAUAAUUCAGAUUUUAAAUCUAUUAUUAAGAAAUUCUAAUAAUUAGAUCAAUUUUUAUCAAUUAUUGAAGAUGCAAAUACUUUCUAUAUAAAGUUACAAUAAGAAAUUGACGAUUUAAAAUAAAAAUAACAAUUAUCUUAACUAUUUAAUUCAGAUUCCUCACAUAUUCUUUAACAAUAGUAUGAAGUAUUCAAGGAAAAUUCAAAGAAAAUGAAUUUAUUGAUUAAGGCAGAUGAAAAUUAAAAUUUAUUAACAAAAUUAGAGUAGGAAUUUAAUUAAAAUAAAUAAUCUUUUUUGGAUUUCCAGAAAUAAUCAAAUGAUAAUAAUAAAAGGAUUGAAACUUUGAAUACUUAAAUAGAAUAGUUAAAUUAAGAAAUAUCAAAAUUAUAAUAAAAUAAAUCGUAAUUAGAUUAAUCAAAUUAAUCUCUUAAUAAUCAAAUACAUUAAUUAAAUUAAUAAAUUACCAAAAAUUAAAAAGAAGCAUCUUAAUAAUUGAAUAAAAAGGAUUAAGAAAUAAUUAAAUUAGAAUAAUAAUAAAAUCUAUUAUCUUAAGAGUUUAACUAAUUUAAACAAAACUUAAGAGAUUAACCUAAGCUUCUUAAUUAAGAAUUUUAUAUAGAAGUGUGUAAAUAAAUAGAAGAAAAAUCUAAUAUAAAAAUAGUUUGUUCUUUUCUUAUCUAUUUAGGAACAAGAGAUGGUUUAAAUAAUUCAAAAUGCUGGGGUAAAAUAAAUGGAAAAUCUAACUUGCUUAUUAUAUUUAAAUCUAAAAGUGGUAAUAUAUUUGGUGGCUAUUCUCCUUGUUAGUGGUUAGAAAAACAAAAUGGUUAUGUUUAAGAUUAGACAUUAUCCUCUUUCCUAUUUUCUUAAACCCAUAAUUAAUUUUAUUAACUUAAGGAAGCAAAUAAAGCUCAUGCUAUUUAUAGACAUUAGUCUUAUGGACCAUCAUUUGGAAAUGGUUAUGAUAUUUAUAUUGGUUCAGAUUUUACAAGUGGCUCUUCUAGUUUAGGAACUGCUUAUCAAAUUGACAAAUACGAAAUUUAAGAUACCACCAUUCAUUUAUUUGGGCAAUCAACUCCUAAUUUAGAAGAAUGUGAAAUAUUGGAACUUAUAUUAAAAUGA